AAUAGUAAUUUAUUUAUUGCAUUUAAAUUACAUUGUAUUAAUGAUUUAUUUUUCAUUUGUUAUAUUUUUUUUACAGUGGGUUGUUGUAGUUCUCAUUGCACGGAGGCUAUUGAUUCCACCCAACCGCAACGGCGAAACCCAUUUGACCCCCAAAGACGAGUUCAGGAAGAGGUUCCAACUGAUGUGGUUCUGGAGACUUCAGCUUCAGAUGCUGAUAUACAGGCCGAGUCUCCCUGUCACGUCCCAAAACUCGAAUUCGAGGCGCGACAGACGCCGUGCACUCGUGAAAGGAUCCCACAAUGCACAAGGCUCGGAACUUAUCCAAUUCACAUCUGACAAUCCAAUAACUUAAAAUCAGAUAUUUCAAUAAUUCUAUGUCCAACAUGACUUAAACUUAAAAUCACAAGGUAAAAUCUAUCUUACAAAAGCAUGAUUUAUUUCUAAAAUCUAUAUCAAUCUCGAAAUGGCUAGCCUUCUAACUCGUCACUUCCCGUGGUUUCCCCGUCCUCGGUUUCACUUCCUGAAAUGGUGGACAAGGAAAAACUAUGAGAUAAACUCAGUAAGU
Molecule: messenger RNA, 565 nt
Organism: Rubroshorea leprosula
Lineage: Eukaryota; Viridiplantae; Streptophyta; Magnoliopsida; Malvales; Dipterocarpaceae
Source: the annotation of a GenBank genome assembly